AUGACUCUCACAGCGGGACCGAUGUCGUCGUCAGACGCGAUAACGACAACAGCAAGUUUAUCGGGGACACCAUGGGUGCAAUCUCGUGCGGUGCUGCAGCACGACUGCGUCAUUCCUGGCGAGAAAUCUGACCGCGAGGACGAUGCAUCUCCAACUGCGUUGUCUCUCGGAAAGUGUCGGUGAGUGUUGCCAGGGAGAGUGCUGCCUGCUACAGCAGAGCAUUCAAUCAGUUAUUGGAAAACGUUUGUGAAAGCAACUCAGUCAAGCACAAACAGAGAAGAUCUGUUGAGUGAGGACUGCACCAAGAGAGAAUUUGGCAGCCAUCCUAACAACCUUCGCCCUACCGUCUGGACCACGUGAAGACAUUAAAUGAAAUAAUUUCUCCACUCGUCCUCAUGACAACACUUCGUUUUGCAAACUUCUUAAGAAGGAUCUUCCUAAAGGACUUAAAUACUCGAAAAGCGAAGGGAUCGAAUCGAAAUGCGCAUGACAGGUCCUUGUGCCCGUCCAGAUACACUUUCCAGAAAAUCUUGCAAUGACUCUUAGUCCUCGACAGUUUGAGAACAUUUCGGCUGGAUAAGUACAAUAUUAGGUUUAACAAAGAUUUAAGGGUGAAAGAAACGAUGGUUUGCAUGAAAAUAUUCUGGAUUCUGGCUUGGAGUGCUCUUCUUCUCAUGGCAAUCAACGGACAUCCUCAGUGCCUAGACUUCCGCCCGCCCUUCGAGAACGAAGAGUCGCUGUCCUUCUGCGGCAACUACACAGACUUCGGGUGCUGUACGGCAAGCGACGACGCCAGCCUGCGGCAGGAGUAUCUGGUGGCGCAGCAGCGGACAACGUCCAGCAACGAGUGGACGCGAUGCCAGAGCUACGUCCAGGAACUGUUGUGUCAGCAGUGCUCACCUUACGCCGCGCACAUCUUCGACGCCGAACGCACGAUGCGCGCGAGGACAUUCCCCGGCCUUUGUACGAGCUACUGCCUCGAUUUCUUCCACGCCUGUAGCAGCCUCAUCCCUGUCAUCGACCCCAGCUUGGCCGGAAGUCGCCUUUUGCUUCACGGGGAGACGUUCUGCCUGCACGUCGGUCUGACGGAUGUGGACUACUGCUACCCAGACCUGCUGCAGAGCCCGCAGCUCAACACAGAGCUGCAGCAGAGGCGGGACCAGGAAACCAGCGAAGGAUGCCUGUGCCUGGAGCCCGUAGGGAAUAAGCUGGCGGCCCCUUUGCUGGCAAAACACGCGGGGGACGGCUCGGGCCGCCUCUUCGUGGGCGAGCAGCCGGGAGUCGUGCGCAUUCUUUUCCCGAAAGAGAAGGCGAUGCUUCCGGUUCCGUUUCUGAACAUCACGGCCCGCGUCGAGACGUCCAACUGGUAUGGGGACGAGAGGGGCUUCCUCGGCCUAGCCUUCCAUCGAGGGUUUGCAGAGAACGGACGGUUUUUCGUGUACUACUCGACUCCCCUGCAGGACGACGAUGGCCUUACCGAACUGGAGGAAGCGAUGGGAAUGGACAGUCUUGACCACAAGAUCCGUAUCAGCGAGAUGCGGGUGUCGCAGGACAACCCCAACGUGGCGGAUGUAAACUACGAGAAGAUCCUUUUGGAGAUCAAUCAGCCUUACGCCAACCACAAUGGGGGCGAGCUGUUGGUCCUGGAAGAUGGCUACCUUUACAUAUUCGUGGGUGAUGGAGGAGCCAGUGGAGACCCUCACAACGUAUCUCAAAACAGGCAAUCUCUCCUUGGAAAAGUGCUUCGCCUCGAUGUUGAUUCGCAUCCCGAUCUCCCCUACUCAAUACCACGUGACAACCCUUUCGUGGGCAUCAACGGCACCCGUCCAGAGAUCUUUGCUUUGGGUGUCAGAAACAUAUGGCGGUGCGGGGUGGACAGCGGUGACAGAAAGACAGGGGAGCGCAAGGGACUCGUCCUGUGUGGAGACGUAGGACAGAACGCGUACGAAGAACUGGACAUUCUAAGGAAAGGGGCCAACUAUGGCUGGCGAAGCAGGGAAGGGCUUGAGUGCUACGACGAAGAGAUGUGCGGAAGUAUUGGGGAUGAGGAGCUGCCUGUACAUACGUAUCCCCACUCCACAGGGAAGUCGGUUACAGGAGGACAGUUCUACCGCGGGUGCGAAAGCCCUGCACUAGACGGGUUGUACAUCUAUGGUGACUAUAUGAACGGCCGUUUGUUCUCUCUCAAGGAGAACGGCACCGGUCAGUGGAGAAACUCGGACUUGUCGCUGUGUGGCACUGACGUCUGCUUCAACGGUCUGACCAACAACUAUGACAAGUACAUUUUGUCGUUUGGAGAGGACCAGGAUGGUGAGAUAUACAUGCUGACAAGCCGCAGCAGCCGACCUCGCAGGAGAGAUGGUCAAAUAUUCAAAAUUGUUGACCCGCAGAGGAGGGGAAAUCCAACUGAAUGUCUGUCAGCAAGAAAAGAAGGUCGGCUUCCUUUGGUGCAGGCACAGGCACAGGCACGGAACAACGGAACUUCAGGGACCGGCAUGAUACCGUCCAUACGAGGGAUCAACAUGCGCCGAUGCGGAACCACACCAUCUCCCUCCUGCCUGCGCAGGCGAGGUAGUCGCAGACGACACAGAAACAGAGGAGCCUCCUGAACUACCUUGUCUAAAAGUCAUCAUCUGUGUGUGUGUGUGUGAUCCUUCUGAGUUUAUACUGUUUGGAGAAUUUUGUUCUUUCUGUUAUAAACUUUCCUUCAUACCUCAAGAAUGCUUAAAAGUUUUAACAUUCUGUCAGUUUGUUCCGGAUGUGUCUUACUGCUAUAUGGUUUUGAUAUGUGGGCCGCACAUUGAAGUUUAUAUGUAAACCCUAUCCUUCCUCGGCUUGGAAUGCACAGACCACCGAACGAGUGUGUAAAUGACAUUAUUACUUUUGCGGAGUCCAGAUUUGAGCCGUAAAUUUGAAAUCGUGGAUUGUGAAAGAGUAACAUAUGGAUGAAUAGAUAUAAUUGAGAGUACAAUGCCUUUUCAUAGGAUGAUUGCAUCCACAUUGCUUCAUUAUAUCUUUGUGAUGUACUCUUUUUGUAAAGCGCUUUGAGUUCGCUGCUAAGUCAGGAAAUACCCUAAAUAACUGCUGUUUGAUAACAGUUAUGCAAUAUAUAUCAAGUAUAUAUUCCCAAGUAUAUCUAGUGUGCAAAGUUAACAGUUAAACAGAAAUAAAUUCAGUUACUAGAAAGAACAAUAAAGUACUUAUUAAUUGUGUGAGGGAAGAGAAAACAACAACAAAACAAGAGUCAUGAGUAGUGACAAGGGUAAAAAUACAUGCUUUUGAAAGCUGUUGCUGUUGUUUACCUGUGUUUAUUCUGCGUGCGCGUUGUCAUCUGUUGCCAGAAGUUUCCAAAGUGAAUCUUAGUUUGUCCGUAGUACUUUUUUUAAGCCAGUCCGCUCAUGUUGGACAACCAUGCCAGCAGGGACUGUUGCUGUGGAGAUCAGAGGCUCCUGUUUCCGACAACACACUACAAAGCACUCGUGACUUUAGCUUCUUCCCACCUGCCAUCAUGAAGACCACGGAAAGCACGAGGUUGGCCGUCCUCGACACUCUUUUGUCUUAGUCCACCAGGUGCGUCGCCUGCAGGAUGAACGCUAAGUUGUUGUCGUGCAGAAGGAGUGCGAGAAUUCGAGCAGCUUCGUUUCGCCACAAACUACAUCACGAGUGAAAUAUUUAAAUAUAAGUGCUAAGUCGAUAAGGAUGAAUGUGAGUUAAAACUUCGUAAUGGUAUCAACCUCUCCUUGUCUUUCCGUAGCUUCCUUACCGGCCAGACAGCUGUAACUGCUGCUGCUGUCAGUCCUGCUUUAAAUGCUGCUGUUACAGUCGAGCCCUUCGGAGAUGGGAGAGAAAUGGUGCCAGCUUCCUAAAAAAAUUAAUGAUAGGUACAAAGGGCGGGGAGCAAGGACUUUUCCACACUGCUUAACAUGAAGAGAAUUUGUAGAACUUGUUGCAGGAGGCGAAGCAAAAAAAAAAAAAAAAA
This is a messenger RNA of Pomacea canaliculata, 3979 nucleotides long. Its product is annotated as HHIP-like protein 1. The transcript is spliced from 9 exons. The coding region runs from base 624 to 2609 and encodes 661 amino acids. NCBI's taxonomy places the organism in Eukaryota, Metazoa, Mollusca, Gastropoda, Architaenioglossa, Ampullariidae. The record is from RefSeq and is a predicted model, not a curated record.